AGAUUACGUGUUCAUGCUUGAUAAAGAAGGUUCACGAAUUAAUAAUCCUCAACAUAAUAACAAUGAAGCAGGUGUCGACAUUGAUUCUUCAAUGAAAAUUCCAGGAGAUUAUCAACAAAUGACACAAAUGAUAAAAUCAAUUAUCAGGCGACGAAAUGCCAUAAAUGGAUGCAAAGUGAUUACGGCGAUCGGUGAUAUGCGAUCCUCAUCAUCAUUUAGACCGGGUAUUCUAAUGACAUUACCCAAGGGAUUUGGACCAAAAAUUCAAUAUUCCGGGAGCUGA
This is a messenger RNA of Funneliformis mosseae, 283 nucleotides long. NCBI's taxonomy places the organism in Eukaryota, Fungi, Glomeromycota, Glomeromycetes, Glomerales, Glomeraceae. The record is from the annotation of a GenBank genome assembly.